Molecule: messenger RNA, 525 nt
Organism: Camellia sinensis
Lineage: Eukaryota; Viridiplantae; Streptophyta; Magnoliopsida; Ericales; Theaceae
Source: RefSeq, a predicted model, not a curated record
AUGAUAGGUGGGGACGUAACCGAGGAAAUCGUGGCAAUCUUAGUGCCGGUAUCUCAGCGCAGCCCUGAUCGCCUCUUCGCUGGGAUACUGGUAGUUGGCUUGCAAUUCUUUGAUAGCUGCAAAAAGGAAUUCACAAAUAAAGCUGGAAUAGCAUGGGUGGGUUUUGAUGCGAAUCAACAACAAGUUGAGCAACAGGCAACUGCUCUCCAUCUUUCUUCACCAAUGAGAAAUUCUGAUACUAUGAAUUUACUCAAUAAGAUGGAGAAUUCUGUUAGAGUAUCUCUUAAGAAUCUUGGAGUGUCAUACUUGGAUCUCUAUUUGAUGCAUUGGCCUGAGAGCUCGGCAUUUGGAGAUGCUACUGAUCCUCCUACUAAGUCAGGGAGUGAGUAUAGGCAGUUUCUGAAUCGGUUUAAGACUACAUGGACAGCAAUGGAAAGUCUGGUGGAGUUGGGUCUAGUUCUAGCCAUUGGCGUUAGCCAUUUUAAUAUAGAGCAGAUCAAAGAACUGCUCAGUGAAUUUCUCUGA